This is a messenger RNA of Manis pentadactyla (Chinese pangolin), 1478 nucleotides long. RefSeq names its product LY6/PLAUR domain containing 6B (gene LYPD6B). Gene Ontology annotation, molecular function: acetylcholine receptor regulator activity. Lineage: Eukaryota; Metazoa; Chordata; Mammalia; Pholidota; Manidae. The transcript is spliced from 8 exons. Bases 442 to 951 code for a protein of 169 amino acids. The record is from RefSeq and is a predicted model, not a curated record.
CCCCGCGCGGCCGCGGCCGACGCCGGCCCCCGGCGGGCGCGCUGGGAGCCGGGGCCGGGAGCCGGGCGGGCGCGCCGAGAGGCCCGGCGGGCGCGGGCGGCUCAGGAGUUGACUCACAUCAUUAUGGAGGCUGAGAAGUCCAAAAUCUUCAGGGUAGGCCAGCAGGCUGGAAAUCCAGGGAAGAGUUGAUGUCACAGUCUUGAGUCCAGAGGCUGUUUAAAGUCAUCAACUGAUUGGAUGAAGCCCAUCCAUAUUAUGAAGGGCUGGUUACUUUGUCUGGGUGCAGACCUCCUCACCACUGAGAGGGGAACCUGACAGCCUUGCUCUCCCUCUUAAGGUGUCCUUGAGUGCGUGUAGCAGGGAGUGGAAAAGGAGGAAGAGGAAAGAAAAUUGAUUAGGAAAGGUAUAUGAGUUGUGGACUUUCCCAUACCCGAGGUCAGAAUGCUGCCCCUCUGCCACGCUCUAGCUGUAGCUGUCAUCCAGAUCUUUAUCUUCUCAGAAAAUUGGGCGUUUGCCAAGAACAUCAACUUCUAUAAUGUGAGGCCUCCUCUCGACCCUACGCCAUUUCCAAACAGCUUCAAGUGUUUUACCUGUGAAAAUGCAGGGGAUAAUUAUAACUGCAAUCGAUGGGCAGAGGACAAAUGGUGUCCACAAAACACACAGUACUGUUUGACAGUUCAUCACUUUACCAGUCAUGGAAGAAGUACAUCAAUCACCAAAAAGUGUGCCUCCAGAAGUGAAUGUCAUUUUGUUGGCUGCCACCGCAGCCGUGAUUCGGAAUAUACAGAGUGCAGGUCUUGCUGUGAAGGGAUGAUCUGCAACGUAGAAUUACCCACCAACCACACGAACGCGGUCUUUGCUGUCGUGCACGCCCAGAGGACGUCGGGCAGCGGCGCCCCCACGCUUGGCCUGCCCGUGCUCGCCUGCGUCAUCGUGCUUCCCUUGAUCUGACGCCACCUUUCCUGGAAGGCGCAGGGAUCAGGCCGCUGAUGCACAAGCUAAAAACUGAACAGUGACCAUUUGUGUGAAGACUGGUCGUGCACUUGGAGAGUGCACACUGGACCGCAAAGCAGAAGCGGGUUGUUGACUUAGUGAAAAUGCUCCUGCAUGAGGCCUCAGGACCGAGGAAGGGGGUUGUGCAGGGGCUGGCUUCCAGGGCGGGCUCCAGGAGAAAGCGGCUGUAUCUUGUCCUUCUGCAGGGCGGAUCCUGCCCAGCCUGUGUUGUCCCCGCCUAGUCAGGCUGUGAGCUGAAAGGACUCCUUGAGCUCACUGACUCUUUUGGAGGCUGCUGGGUGAGACUCUGUUCUCUCUGUGAUUAGCUCAGAGCAUCUCGGAAAUCUAGCCCUUCCCCGUGAGAAAGCAAUUUCCCCACUGGUGGCACAGUCCAUGAGAAAGGUAACUAUGGGAAGAAAGCUUCAGUUGAACUAAUACGAAACCUCUUUGCUAAUUGUUGGGGGAAAUAAAGCCUUUAAAUUAUA